Oryzias melastigma (Indian medaka) is the source of this 2778-nucleotide messenger RNA. RefSeq names its product glycoprotein Ib platelet subunit beta (gene gp1bb). The record is from RefSeq and is a predicted model, not a curated record. The coding region runs from base 1616 to 2284 and encodes 222 amino acids. The transcript has 2 exons. Lineage: Eukaryota; Metazoa; Chordata; Actinopteri; Beloniformes; Adrianichthyidae.
CUUGACAGCAACCUUUAUCAGUGAAAGCCAGCUGGCAGUGAAAGUCUUCCUCUCCUCUCACUCUAAGAAGAAAUACUCUCCAGAGGACCCGCAGAGAAAACGCUCAGAUGGACUGACGUCUAACAGAAUUUAGUCUACAAACAAAAACGUUGGAAACAAUAGAGCUGCUUUUUGGACUGAAACUCUCAAUUUGUUGUUUUAUUUUUUUUUAUUUAAGUGAUUAUUCUUCAUAUCUGUUUCAAAUAUUCAUUAGCAUUUAUUUUUCAAGGUUUGCUCUGUUUAAAAAGAGGACAUAUAAAGUUAUUUUUUGUCAACUCCUCUCGCAUGUUGAGUUCAGAUGCUAUUUUUUUUAAUAUUACUGUUGCUUUUUUCCAAAUUCAAAAGUUCAAAACAGAAUAAUUUAUGCUAGAAUGAUUUAUUAACUGGAUUUUUUUUCCAUAUUUUUCACUUUUUCUUCCCUUUUUUCCACGGAAAUUUGAUUCUGCUUCAGUAAUCGUUCUUACAUAAACCAGUUAUAAUUUAAACAUUUUUUUUUCUACAAAAUAAAAAAACUGCUUAUGAACAGAAAAAUCUAUAUAGUCCAGGUUUUAUAUGCUCCUUUCCCAGAGGAGAAUAAUUUCUAGAAAACGUUAGAUGGAAAAUCUGAAAAAAAAGGUUAAACGUUCAAACAAAGCACAACCUUUGGAUAAAUCUUGAAAUUGCGGACACUUUAAAAAUCUGCAUGUGUUCAUCUGAAUAAAAAAAAAAGACACAAUUGGUCUACGAGCACGGACACCCCGCACAGAAAUGAACAACAUCUCGACCACCUAAGGAGACGGAGGUCACUGGGCAUGUCCGGGGAACUUCUCUGGACAUUGUACGUCUCAGCUGUAGGUUCAGCAGCUGGUUUGUGUUGGGGCAGCUCAGAUCGGGACAGAAAGUGACAAACCAGGUUUGCUAAAAGAGCUGGUUCUCCAUCACGGAUGCCCCCUCUUACCCUCUGAACCACACGGUGGAGGCUUUGGGCAGCUUCUUCAGUACUAGACUAACAUCUGUGUUUUUAAAACUAACAAAUUUAGAAUAAAAAUGAAGGAAAAAGUCUUUCAAUUCAGGGUAUCAGACUAUGGAAUAAUAUUGAGAAAAACCAAAAAAAAAAAAUCCAAAUCAAUUAUUAUGUUUAAGAAAACAUAAAAAAACAAAUGUUCAGACAGUAUGAACUAUAAGGAUGUUGGGAAUGAGUUAUAUUAAAAAAAAAGUUCUGAGUGUGUCAUUUAUUCAAUGUAUUUUUUUUUGUCAGCUUUUGUUGCCAUUUAUUGUAUUUAUUUCACAUUACUAAGAGAUAAAUUUGGUUGAAACAGUUCAAUGGGGCAGAGAUAAUAGGUUAUCUUCUUUCUGUCCACUUUCAUUUUCCCCAAAGACUAGAAUAUUGUGUAAUUUAUUGUUGUGUGCUAUGAAAAUGAAAUAAAUAAAUAACAUAAAAAGACCACUUGGAACGCUUUUAUAAAUAGAUCUAAAGAUGAUCGGAGUCGGUCUUCAAAAACGUUCAUUUCCACCAUAGUAAAUUAAAUAAAAGUUUAUCUUAUUUUAUGUUUAUGAGCAAAAUUUCUCCUAGUACAGCUCAAAAAGACAGAGAAAUAUGGCUUUCAUGACGAGAUGUUCCCUUUUCCACAGUUUGGUGACCAUGAACAGAUUUCUGCUCCUCUCUUCUCUCCUCCUGCUUGGAGGUCAGAGGUCAUCAGCAUGUCCCGAGCUCUGCUCUUGCCGUGGGAGUCAGGUGGACUGCAGCAGUAGGUCCCUCACCUCGUCCUCCAUGCCCACCAGCUUCCCUCCAGGAACCACGGAGCUGCUUCUCCAUGACAACCUGAUCACCACCCUCCCCAACGGGCUCUUGGACGGCCUCAGCUCCCUUCGCUCCGUUUCCCUCCAGGGUAACCCCUGGCUGUGCGACUGCGGCGUCCUCUACUUACGGGCCUGGCUGCGGCGUCACAGCGCCAACCACGCGGAGCACGUGGGGGUGAACUGCAGCUCGCCCCCCAACCUGAAAGGGAGGCUUGUGGCAUAUCUAACUGAGGAGGAGGUGCUGGAGUCCUGCCAGUACUGGUACUGCAACCUGGCCUUCACCUCCUUCAUCUGUCUGUCUGUGUUCGUGGUGGCGCAGGUCGCUCUGCUGGUGACGCUCACCAUUUUCCUCAAGAGGUUUGAGAGGCUGUCCAAGGAGGCCAGACGAACCAACGAGGAGAUCUUCGCCGUCGGAGAAAGCUCAAGAGAGAACGAAUACGAGCGUUUGAAGGACAGCAGCAUCUGAAACUCUGUUUUUUCUAUUUAAAAGAUUAUUUUUUAUGAACUUCUUACAUUUAUCUGAUUCUUAAACAUAAUUAUUACUGUUUAACCUACUUUUACUAUACAGUUUGUCUACGUUAAACUUCAAGUGACUGCAAAUAUAGAAAGUUUUAACAAUUUCCCUACUUAAUAUACUCUUUAUUGCACUUUAAUCUGUCAUUUUUAAGCAGUACUUUGUCAUUUUUUCAGUUUUUCAUCACAAUUUCACCCUUUAGGCACAUCUGUUUUUACAUAUAAUGAAUAUAUUAUGUAAUAAAAAAUCCAGUGAAGUGAUCUAUUUUUUCCCCCCCAAAAAAACUUUAACAAAAUUGACAAUUGUUAAAUAAUAUCAAACAAAGACAUAAAAUGGAACAAAGGGGCCAAAGGAAGAAAGCAACAAAUGAAAACAGAAAAUUCAAGUGUUGUGUUGGUGGUUAUUUUGUUACAAUUGUUUACAAUAAAACAAAAUCAGUCAAUAGA